UACGACAGCCCUGCUCAGUUCUGGUCAGUCUUGGUAUCAUGCUUGUACCUACUCGCCAUUACCGACAGAAUAGGCUACUGAUACCAGUAUGAGAUAUCCCUUGACAUCAAGUUCUGUUGUCUGAUGUAAAGGAAUGGAAAGAUGAAUGGACCGGCAGGCAGUGCUGGUAUCUUUGCAAUAUCAAUCGCACUGAUAGUUUACCAUACAGAUGCUGUCAAAAACGUCACACUGAAUGACUAUAUGUGUAAUUCUAAGAUUUAUAACUUGGAAUAUAGAACGCCUUGGUCAAUAGAAUGGAAGGGACAAAAACUACCAAACUACUGUCGCGUAGGAGUCCGGGCCAAGGUUGUCAGUGUAACGAUAUGUUUUACCAUCGAAAAAUAUCUGUUAGACACCUGUGGAUUUUUACUUGGGAUAUACUCAGAAUACGGCGGUGAUCCUCUAAAGAUAUAUAGCUGCAGUGCCCUACGUAGGAAAAUAAAGUUUUGCAAACAUGGUUAUAAGCUACUCUACCUACAGAUUACUUCCAACUAUACCAGAUUAGCGUCCUACACUCCUGAAGUUAGAAUCGCCGUCUAUAUAGAUGCAGGUGAUACAACUGGCAAAUUCCCUGAUGGAUCAUCCACUGCAGAUAUUUUAGGGGUUAUAUUUGGAAGUUUAUUCUUUUUUACCAUCGCAACAUGUCCGGUUCUUCUUCGAGUAGGAUUUUCCAGAGUCUGUGAUACCCUGUGUAGUAUUUGUAACAGCAUUUCACACUGUUGUGACUGCCUGAGCUGUGAUAAAGAGGAGGAUGAGGAGGAGGAGCCCGACCCUAGCCUACAGUAUAGAGAGACUGUAGUGACCCGCGAGCCGGGAGUAUACACUGUGGCGAAUCCGUCUGAUGCCGUCAGUUUGGGUUCACUUGAAUCUUUAGAGGAAUCUAGGUCCAUGCUAUGUUUCAAUGAAUUGGAUCCUCCAACAUUCCCUCCCUCGUCAUAUGUGGACAAUAGCUGUAAUUCCUCUGCUUCCGUUUCCCUGUCGAAUGUGGAUAAUGAAAUGGAUUCUUACAUUGCCCCGCCCCCAAAUGCGUCCUCCGCUGCGUUACUUCCGGAUGUACCACCUCCUUCCUAUAACGAAUGCCAGCACAAUACAAAAUAUGUAUGACAUAGAUUCAUAAUCCAUGACUAAGUUUGUAUCUGCUAUACAUGUGGGUUUUUACGUUUAGUAAAAAUGAUCUGCUUAACAGGAGCAAGGUAAAGAGUUAACAUGAUUUUUUGAUCAUUUGAUGUUUCAUUGAUAAAUAUAUAUUAAAAAUAGAGUAACAAACAAUAUACUAUCAACUUGAGUAUUGUAAUCAUUAAGGUUAUACUAGGGUAUAUUUAGUUCAUGUUUAGCCCACCAUCUGAUGAUGAUAAUGAACUAUUAAAAUUGCCCUUCGUCCAUGAUCCUCAGGUAGCCCGUUCGUUCGUAAGCAUUUCUUGUUAACGAUUCUUUAUGAAGUAAAUUCUUCUUGACGCUUUUUUGUGAAGUAAUGGAUUCAGGAUAUUUCUCAAGCUUAAUUUUUACUGUAGGUUCCCCUUUGUCACUAAAUAUACCGAAUUCAUUUUGAGUCUGGUCAGAAAAUAAAAUGGCCGACAUGUUUUCAUCUUGAAAUUUGGCAGAUGAAGUUUAUUGUCGCUAUUUCUUGGCAAUACCGGAAGGAUAUUUUUCAAACUUCAUAUGAAGGUUACUCGUGUUUUAAAAUGAUGAAGGUGAGACGGGAAAGAGGAGGAAAAGCCAGUCUUAUAGAGAACCAAUACAGAUAAUUCAAUGGCGGGCACCAAGAUCCCCGUUGGAACUCUGCGGUAGAUGAUAUGUCUUUGUACGCUAGAGGCAUAAGAAAUAUACUAGCACCAGCACAGUCUCACUUUUUUUUUUUUUUUUUUACUUUUUCAUGAAUACUUAUAACUCAUUUGUUGCUUCAGAAUGUUUUAACUGAUUUCUACUUUGGUUAGGAUAUAAUGAAAUAAUAAUGGUGUGUGAAAAACUAAUUUAUUAAAAUACAUGUAUAUUAUUGCAAA
Molecule: messenger RNA, 2039 nt
Organism: Pecten maximus
Lineage: Eukaryota; Metazoa; Mollusca; Bivalvia; Pectinida; Pectinidae
Exons: 7
Coding region: 142-1143 (333 amino acids)
Source: RefSeq, a predicted model, not a curated record